Messenger RNA from Rhizophagus irregularis DAOM 181602=DAOM 197198, 3401 nucleotides. RefSeq lists its product as uncharacterized. Gene Ontology annotation, molecular function: RNA cap binding. NCBI's taxonomy places the organism in Eukaryota, Fungi, Glomeromycota, Glomeromycetes, Glomerales, Glomeraceae. The record is from RefSeq and is a predicted model, not a curated record. Gene Ontology annotation, cellular component: cytoplasmic stress granule; cytosol. Gene Ontology annotation, biological process: mRNA stabilization; positive regulation of translation.
AAAAAAAAAAAAUUUUUUUUUUUUUUUUUUUUUCUUACUUGAACCUUUCUUGGUUCACCCUUCAAACUUUGGUGACUUUCCUUCUUCUGAUCAAACUAAGAAAACCUUUUCUUCUACUUUUUUUAUUACGUGCUCGGUUUAUAAAGUGAAGUAUGGUUAGUCCAACAACUGCGCAACCUGACAAUAAUCUCGCUGGUUCUAGUGUUGGCGGUGUUAAUCUGAUCAAACCUACCGGUACAAAAAUUAAAAGUGAUUUGGAAACUAAUGGAUCAAAUAUAAUUCGAUCUUCUGUUCGACAACCGUCAGAGCAAGUUAAAGAAACUGUACAACAUAAUAAUGAGAAUCAAAACUAUAUAGAAAAUGAAACAACAUCAAAAAAAAUAAUACCUCCUCCGGCUCCAAUACCGCCUGUAAACGUGUGGAAGGCAAGGAUGAGUGCCCAAAAGUCGACGGAUUCCCCAGUUUCCAAUGAUAAAAAUGAUAAAGAAAAAGAUGUAAUAGUUGAUAGUCGUAAAAGAACAGACAAUCAAGAUAAUGAUCACAAUGAGUCUUUUGAUGAUUCUAGAAAAUAUAAUAAAAAAGAUUCAAGGAGAACGAAAUCUUCACCAAUAUUACCACCAUUGGAAGAUCAAACAAGCUGGCCUGCUCCCGCCGAAGUUUUAAUUAAAGAUAAAGAAAAGGAAACGGUCGAUUCUUCGGAAAAGAAACAAAUUAAUGACUCCAAUGCCAAAAAAGAAGAGAGUUCUUCUAAAAAAGGCAAAGAUAAAUGGGUACGGUAUAUACCGAAUAUUACUCACAAUACUCCAUUACCCGGUCAUGAACGAUCAAAACCUUCUCGUCGUCGUAGUGAAGAUCACGUUGGUCUUCGAGAACAUCGAAAAUCAAAUGAUAGGCCUAAUAAUAAUAAUAAUAAUUCUGAAGCAGAACAUAAUCAAUCACCCAGAAAUACUAGUCCUAGUAGACGUCGUGCUAGUGUACCUCCACCAACAAGGGAUUAUACACGUCGUUAUUCACAGUCAAAUGAUAAUAAUGGGCAAAUUGGUCAUCACAUUAAUACUAAUUCACAUUUUCGUGGUGGAAGAAGAGGAAGAGGCCGUUCUUAUAAUGGCGGACGCGGACAUCCACGUUCAGCAACAAUAUCAUACUCAACAGGAUAUGGACAUCAUAAUAAUGGACAUCAUGGUCAACACGGUAACAAUAAUCACCAUGGUCAUCAUGGUACACAACAGUAUAACAAUUUAUAUGGAUCAAAAGUCGGCGUCGUCUAUGAUGUCACAUUCCUAAAAUACUAUAUUUUACAACAAAUAGAAUAUUAUUUUAGUAUUGAAAAUCUCUGCAAAGAUAUAUAUUUACGAAGUAAUAUGGACUCUGAAGGUUAUGUGCUUAUUUCCUUGUUAGCCGGUUUUAAUCGUGUAAAGGCUUUGACGAUGGAUGAAAAACUUGUCCGUGAGGCGCUCCUCAUUAGCUACACUGUAGAGGUUAACGGUGACAAGGUUAGAAAGAGAGAUGGUUGGAAAAUUUGGCUCUUACCGAAACAAAACGAUUUGCCCGAGGAUGGUGAACAACAAUUUUCAGAGCAAACAAUGAUGGAUACUUCAAAUAUUCAUAAUCAACAUGAGAUUAUUGUAGAAGAAAACAAUUUAUUACAAGAUGAAGAUGAAAACAAGGAAAACCAGGAAAUGCCAACUAUUCCGGAAGGAAAUUCCGAAGACAAUUCUACUAAUACUGUUAAUACUUGGAUUUCUCAAACAAAAAAACGUUCGCCUCAUAUGACACCAAAAUCUCCCCGUGACUCUCCAAAGCAAACUUCCGUUAUUGUUGAUGAGGAGCUUUUCCAAUUUGAUGAAGAUUGGAACGGUGAUUCGGGGAAUAAUAUUCAAAAAUAUUAUGCAACCUCAGAUGAAGAGGAUGAAGACGAUGAUGAAGUUGAUGAUGAUACUGUAGAAAGUAUCAUAAUUGUUACACAGAAAAGGAGGGAUAAAUUGAACGAAGAAGUCAUUGAAAUAAUCAAUGAGGGCCUACAUCACUACGAACAUGACUUACGCAAAAAACAAGUUAAUAGUACUUCUGGUAAUCGUAAAGCAGAUAUAAUUAGUGAAGAAACAAAGUCACAAGAAGGCACACCAAGUUUAAAUUCUGAGACAAAUCACUCGAAUAAAGUUACAUCAGAAAAUGACAAAAAAAGCAAGAAAAAACCGGCGCGUUUCUGGCCUGUUAAAGGUACCCCGCAGCUUCCACUUGGUGCAAAUGCUAAGACUAACCAUAGACACAUACCUGAUACACGUCAAUAUUAUGCUCAGGAUGCUGUCGGUUGGGUACUUGGGGAUCAUCUUUCCGAGGGAUCAUCGCCACUCGCAAAUGGCUCACCUCUUAUCAAUAAUAAUUGUUCUUCAAAUGAACAAUUAUCAUCUUCGGCAGAUUUGGCACGUUCGUUCCCUACUUUUCAACAUCCGAGUCAUGAAUUAUUAAAGGACAAUGGAUUUAUCCAACAAAAGUACUCUAAAUACCAUAUUAAGGCUUUGAAAGAACGCAAACGACAGGGAAUCGGACAAUCACAAGAGAUGAAUACUCUCUUUAGAUUUUGGUCUCAUUUCUUGCGAGAACAUUAUAACAAACGUAUGUACUCCGAGUUUAAGAAACUCGCGGUUGAAGAUGCUAAUUCUAAUUAUCGUUAUGGCCUGGAAUGUUUAUUCCGGUUUUACUCUUAUGGUCUUGAGAAAAAGUAUCGCCAAGACGUAUUUGAUGAUUUCCAGGAACUGACAUUAAAUGAUCACAAGAAUGGUCGUCUUUAUGGCAUCGAGAAAUUCUGGGCUUAUUUAUAUUAUAGAAAAGAUAAGAAUAAGAGAAAGAUCGAAGUAUGUGAUCAAUUAAAGAAAACAUUAGAAAAAUUUAAGGAUAUUGAUGAUUUUAGAAUUGCUCAAAAGUCAACGCAUCCUAGUUCAAUGAACAACUUUUAUACGAUACCUAAUCAUCAUCAUGUCAAUCAUGCAACAACAACAUCACUGUCAUCUCCCUUAAAUAACUCGAACACUAUGGAUAAUUUUCCACCUGUGGCAUUAGCCACUUCACGAUAGACUCAUUAAGACAAAGUAUUAAUUAGACAAAAGGUUAAUGGGAAAUGAUAAUGGGAUGAGAAGAGUUGUUUUUUUUGUAUUAUAGCAAUUAAUGAAUGUGGCGGGUAAAUUGGCGUUAAGUCUCUAAUUCAAAUUGCAACUUAUUUUAUUUUGUUUAUGAUUGACUUUGCCAUAAAAGCAAUAAUAAUAAUCAUAGUUUAUAUGUUGCAUAUUUUAAAUAUUUUAUUAUUUUUUUGUUUAUUGUAGUUUCUUAUUUGCAAAUUAUUUGGGUUUAUCAUCUCGAGAAUUUUAUUAUAUUCGGUUCUUGUAUUUAGUUUUUUUUUUUUU